Molecule: messenger RNA, 216 nt
Organism: Leptosia nina
Lineage: Eukaryota; Metazoa; Arthropoda; Insecta; Lepidoptera; Pieridae
Source: the annotation of a GenBank genome assembly
AUGAUCAUAGAGCCCAAAUUGGUGCCGAGCAAUAAAAGAUGUGAAGUGUCAGAACACGAUCGGCGUGCACGUUCGGCGUGCGCGGAGUUAGCUGCGAGUUUUGAAUGCGCGGCGGAGUCGGUCGCUCUAAUUGGGUUCGCGCCGGUUCCCGCGCUUUGUCCUCGUGUAUCAGCCACAAAAAUGAACAACCUCGGCGAAACUGCUAUCGCUAAUUAA